Messenger RNA from Oryza brachyantha (malo sina), 1371 nucleotides. Its product is annotated as nudix hydrolase 15, mitochondrial-like. Gene Ontology annotation, biological process: coenzyme A catabolic process. The record is from RefSeq and is a predicted model, not a curated record. Bases 224 to 1018 code for a protein of 264 amino acids. NCBI's taxonomy places the organism in Eukaryota, Viridiplantae, Streptophyta, Magnoliopsida, Poales, Poaceae. The transcript has 4 exons. Gene Ontology annotation, molecular function: coenzyme A diphosphatase activity; acetyl-CoA hydrolase activity.
CGUGAAUUGGAUGAUUAAGUUUUACCAUAGCAAUUUUCGAAACAAAAUACUACUAUGCACCAAAGUCAAAAAAGAUCCAAACUUUGCUAGGGUAUAUCCGUAGGUGCUUCGUGUUUUGGGAAUUGGGAGUAGUUACGCUUGAAAAUCCCAGUGGGUAGCCUCUUCGCCGGCGAUCCCUCCCAACUCCCCAAGCGCCACCUCAGCCUCGCCGCCGGCGCCAUCCAUGAGGCCUCUCCUCGCCCGCCUCUUCGCCCCGACUUACAUUGCCAUGGGGUUCUCCCCCUCCGCCGCCGCGCCGUCCCGGCGGCUUGCCCACCUCACACGCCACGUCCUCCUCCGCUCCUCCUUCUCCGGCCCCGGCGAGCUCUUCUCUUCCGUGGGCGCCCCUGCCGCCGCCGCCCGGCCGGGAUGCCUGGCCGCCCCCAAGGGCUACGCCGCCGUGCUGGUCUGCCUCUUCGAGGACCCCCACGGCGGCGACCCGCGCGUCAUCCUCACCAAGCGCGCCUCCUCCCUCUCCUCCCACUCCGGUGAGGUGUCUUUGCCGGGAGGGAAGGUGGAGGAAGGGGAUGCGGAUGCGAAGGCGACGGCUCUGCGGGAGGCGCACGAGGAGAUUGGAUUGGACCCAGCGCUUGUGUCUGUCGUCACUGUUCUUGAGCCGUUCUUGUCCAAGAAUGGUCUCCAUGUAACUCCUGUAAUUGGCAUCCUUUCGGAUAAAGCUUUAUUCGAACCUCUCUUGAAUGAAUCUGAAGUGGAAGACAUCUUUGAUGCACCUCUAGGAAUGUUUUUGAAGGAUGAUAACCGGAAAACACAAGAAUCGAAUUGGAUGGGCAUGAAUAUUCCAGUCCAGUCUUUCGAGUACCAGUCAGAGGACAAAAUGUUUGUGAUUUGGGGCUUAACAGCACACAUUCUAACCCGUGCUGCAGCAGUUGUUUUACAGAGAGAGCCAUCAUUUGUUGAAUUUCCGAGACCAGGAUAUGUGAGCUCACCCUUUGGAGAUACGAAUGAAACAAAACGCUGAAGCAGUACCAUAACCAUCAAUACGUAAUUGGCAGCACUUCCCCCCUCCAUUCAAAGGCAGUUUCUUGUGCCUGUCUAUAGAAAGAUCAGCUUACUGUACUUUUUUGUAUGUACACAAUAGUCAAUAGAAUGUUGUAAUAGAAUCAUCGGUAUCUUGGCAAGUUGCCAAUCUUAAUUGUCGGAGUCAGAUGGUGAACAUUCUGACCCGUGCUGCAGCACUUUCCGUAGAAUGCUGUAAACUUGUAAUACUGGAGACUUGCUCAAUAUUUGCAAAUCUCUCUUUCUCUCUGAACAUGAAACAAAAUUUGGCAUAUCAAUGGGUUUUUCACCCAGUGGGGUAUUUGUCCGUUUGCA